AGCUUAAUAGAUAAAGAAUAUUUCUCUGUUGUGCUAAUUCGGCUCUUGGGUUUCCAAAACGUUGGCUUUUCUCCAUCCAAUCAUCAACUUCUCACUGAUUCAUUCAUUCUCGACUUUUCAACCCCAAUUCCAAGCUGUUGAUUUUUAGAUAUAAAACGGCUGACAAUCAGGAACUUAGGUCUCUGCUGCUAUGUCUUCGCCUUUUCCAGCUCUUACCUCUCCUUUCAACGACAAGUACAACGAAUUGUCAAGUUCGUCUUCAUCCCCUUCCAUAGCCACCAGUGAUAUGCAUGCCUCAGCUCUAGCACAUAUUCAGCAUUCUCAAAAUCCCACAUUUAUUUCUCAGUCAUCGAGGGGUUUGGCAUCUUUGCCACCAGUCAAUUCUUCUUUUCUGCAGUCCACAGCUUCGCUUAAUCACACGCAGGGAAAUAAGGAUGGUUCAUGGACUUUAGACCAGCUUCAAAAAUUUCUUGAUAUGCCCGAAAAUGCUGCUGCAGCUCCUGGUGCUCCUGCUCCAAAUCGGCUGGUGGAAAGCGACACUGGUGUCAUCGCAUCUGAGGACCACAAUAAGAAAACUGAUUGGCACGAGUGGGCUGAUGAUUUUAUCAGUGUUCCGGAUCCUAACUGGAGUAAGAUUUUCGAUGAUAUCAAUGUCUUAGACCCCAAACUGAAGGUGUCGAAGCAACUGCCUCAGUUUCAUCAGAAUCAACCUGCACAGCAUGAAGAAUUUUCGAGCAAUGCUUACCCAUCAUCCACUGCUCCUCCUGCGAAGCCCCGUAUGCGUUGGACACCUGAGCUUCACGUGGCUUUUCUGGAAGCUGUUAAUCAGCUGGGUGGCAGCGAACGAGCUACUCCAAAAGGCAUCUUAAAGCUGAUGAAUGUAGAAGGAUUGGCAAUAUAUCAUGUUAAAAGUCAUCUGCAGAAAUAUAGAACCGCCAGAUACAUGCCAGAAUCAUCAGAAGGUAAGACAAUAAGCAACUACGAAAAAAAAGUUACUUCAAUUGAAGAAAUGAAAUCAAUAGACUUGAAGACGAGUAUAGGAAUUACUGAAGCACUUCGGAUGCAAAUGGAAGUCCAGAAGCAGCUCCAUGAACAACUUGAGAUUCAGAGAAAUUUGCUGCUGCGAAUCAAGGAACAAGGAAGGUAUCUGCAAAAGAUGUUCGAGAAACAAAAAAAAGUCGAAAACGAAAAAGGUGUGGCGUCCUCUUCUACCUUGGAUGACGCUCGCGCACCAUUACCAGGCUCAAAUCAUCCGCCUUGCAACAAUGAUAAAUCAGAUUCAAAAGCUUUAGACCAAGGUCACUCCAGAACUGGGAUUGGUCCAGGAAAUGCUAGUAGUAAAAAUGAAAAAAACUCGAAAGCACCGGAAACAGAA
Molecule: messenger RNA, 1375 nt
Organism: Hibiscus syriacus
Lineage: Eukaryota; Viridiplantae; Streptophyta; Magnoliopsida; Malvales; Malvaceae
Product: myb family transcription factor PHL13-like
Exons: 9
Molecular function (GO): DNA binding; DNA-binding transcription factor activity
Source: RefSeq, a predicted model, not a curated record